Chilo suppressalis (striped riceborer) is the source of this 2524-nucleotide messenger RNA. The record is from the annotation of a GenBank genome assembly. NCBI's taxonomy places the organism in Eukaryota, Metazoa, Arthropoda, Insecta, Lepidoptera, Crambidae.
AUGCGCUUCUUCGCUGCCUGUCUUCGGGUGCGCGUCUUCCGCCACAUGUCUUCAGGUGAGCGUCAUUCAUCGCUCGUCAUCGGGGUGCGCGCCUACCAUCGCCCGUCAUCGGGUGCGCGUCUACCCCCCACCUGUCUUCGGGUGCCCGUCUUCCGCCGCCUGUCUUCGAGUGCGUGUCCUCCGCCGCCUGUCUUCGGGUGCGCGUCUUCCGCCGCCUAUAAUCGGGUGCGCGUCUUAAACCGCCCGCCUCGCUGCUUCACUGCCCGUCUUCGGGUGCGCAACAUCGCCACCGGUCAUCAGGUGCGCGUCUUCCGCCGCCUGUCAUCGGGUGCGCGUCUUCUGCCGCCUGUCAUAGAGUGCACCUACCCCCGCACUCCCGCCUGUCUUCGGGUGCGCGCCUUCCGCCGCAUGUCUUCGGGUGAGCGUCUUUCAUCGCUCGUCAUCGGCGUCUUCUACCGCCCGCCUUCGGGUGUGCAACUAUGCCACCUGUCGUCGGGUGCGCAUCUUCUGCCGCCUUUCAUAGGGUGCGCGCCUACCAUCGCCCGUCAUCGGGUGCGCGUCUACCCCCACCUGUCUUCGGGUGCGCGUCUUCCGCCGCCUGUCGUCGGGUGCGCGUCUUCCGCCGCCUGUCGUCGGGUGCCCGUCUUCCGCCGCCUGUCUUCGAGUGCGUGUCUUCCGCCGCCUGUCUUCGGGUGCGCGUCUUCUGCCGCCUAUAAUCGGGAGCGCGUCUUACGCCGCCCGCCUGUAUUCGGGUGCGCGUCUUACGACGCCCGCCUGUAUUCGAUUGCGCGUCUUCCGCCGUCUGUCAUCGAUUGCACAACUUCGCAGCCCGUCCUCGGUUGCGCUACAUCGCCGCCGGUCAUCAGGUGCGCGUCUUCCGCCGCCUGUCAUCGGGUGCGCGUCUUCCGCCGCCUGUCAUCGGGUGUGCGUCUUCUGCCGUCUGUCAUAGAGUGCGCACCUACCCCCGCCUGUCGUCGGGUGCGCGUCUUUCGCUGCCCGUCCUCAAGUGCGCUACUUCGCCGCGCGCUGUUUUCGCCGCCUGUCAUCGAUUGCACUACUUCGCUUCCCGUCCUCGGUUGCGCUACUACACUGCCCUUCUUCAGGUGCGCAACAUCGCCGCUUGUAAUCGGGUGCCCGUCUUCCGCUACCCAUCAACGUGUGCGCUACACCGCUGUCCAUUCUUUGGGCGCGCUACUUCGCUGCUCAGACAUCGGUCGCGCGUCUUCCACCGCCUGUCAUCAGGUGCGCGUCUUCAGCCGCAUGUCAUUGAGGGAGCUACUCGCCGCCCGUUCAUCGGGUGCGCUUCUUGGCUGCCCGUUCUUUGGGUGCGCUACUUCGCUGCCCGUUCUUCGGAUGCGCUACUUCACUGCCUGCUCUACGUGGGCGCGAUUCCCGUAUAUUCUCAUCGGGUGUGCAACAAUAAGGUUCAUUACGAAGAAAGAAGAUAAGGCGAAGAAAGAACUCCAGGCGAAGAAAGAACUCCAGGCGAAGAAAGAACUCCAGGCGAAGAAACAAGACCAGGCGAAGAAAGAGAACCAGGCGAAGAAAGGAGACCAGGCUAAGAAAGGAGACCAGGCUAAGAAAGGAGACCAGGCUAAGAAAGGAGACCAGGCGAAGAAAGAAGACCAGGCGAAGAAAGAAGACCAGGCGAAGAAAGAAGACCAGGCGAAGAAAGACGAUCAGGCGAAGGAAAAGGACCAAGCGAUGAUACAUUUACUAAGUGAAGAAAUAAGACCAGGGAACCAAGCUAAGAAAGAAGACCAGGCGAAGAAAGAAGACCAGGCGAAGAAAGAAGACCAGGCGAAGAAAGGAGACCAGGCGAAGAAAGAAGACCAGGCGAAGAAAGAAGACCAGGCGAAGAAAGAAGACCAGGCGAAGAAAGAAGACCAGGCGAAGAAAGAAGACCAGGCGAAGAAAGAAGACCAGGCGAGGAAAGAAGACCAGGCGAAGAAAGAAGACCAGGCGAAGAAAGAAGACCAGGCGAAGAAAGAAGACCAGGCGAAGAAAGAAGACCAGGCGAAGGAAAAGGACCAAGCGAUGAUACAUUUACUAAGCAAAGAAAGAGGACCAAGCGAAGAAAGAAGACCAGGCAAAGAAAGAAGACCAGGCGAAGAAAGAAGACCGGGCGAAGAAAGAAGACCGGGCGAAGAAAGAAGACCGGGCGAAGAAAGAAGGCCGGGCGAAGAAAGAAGACCGGGCGAAGAAAGAAGACUACGUGAAGAAAGAAGACCAGGCGAAGAAAAAAGAGCAAGCCAUGAUAUACUGACCAGGCGAAGAAAGAAAUAUAGGCGAAAAAAGAAGACCAGUCGAAGAAAGGAGACAAGCGAAAACAGAAGACCAGGCGAAGAAAGAAGACCACGCGAAGAAGACCAGGCGAAUAAAAAAGAGCAAACCAUGAUAUAUUGACCAGGCGAAGUAAGAGGACCAGACGAAGAAAGAAAUACAGGCGAAGAAAGAAGACCGGGCGAAGAAAGAAGACCGGGCGAAGAAAGAAGACCAGGCGAGGAAAGAAGACCAGGCGAGG